Molecule: messenger RNA, 867 nt
Organism: Candida albicans SC5314
Lineage: Eukaryota; Fungi; Ascomycota; Pichiomycetes; Serinales; Debaryomycetaceae
Gene: CYT1
Product: ubiquinol--cytochrome-c reductase catalytic subunit
Exons: 1
Coding region: 1-867 (288 amino acids)
Biological process (GO): mitochondrial electron transport, ubiquinol to cytochrome c
Molecular function (GO): heme binding; electron transfer activity
Source: RefSeq, a predicted model, not a curated record
AUGUUCAGAACAGCAUAUAAAACUAUGAACCAAUCAAUGGUUCAAAAAUUCAUUGCUGGUGGUGUUGGUGUCACUGGUUUAACUGCAUCAUAUUUGUUGUAUCAAGAUUCUAUGACUGCUGAUGCAAUGACUGCAGCAGAACAUGGUUUACAUCCACCAGCUUACAACUGGCCUCAUAACGGUAUGUUUGAAACAUUUGACCAUGCAUCAAUUAGAAGAGGUUUCCAAGUUUAUAGAGAAGUUUGUGCUGCCUGUCACUCUUUAGACAGAAUUGCUUGGAGAAACUUGGUUGGUGUUUCUCAUACUACUUCUGAAGCUAAAGCUAUGGCUGAAGAAUUAGAAUAUGACGAUGAACCAGAUGAUGAAGGUAAACCAAGAAAGAGACCAGGUAAGUUGGCUGAUUACAUUCCAGGUCCUUAUGAAAAUGAACAAGCUGCUAGAGCUGCCAAUCAAGGUGCUUAUCCACCAGAUUUGUCAUUGAUUGUGAAAGCCAGACACGGUGGAAGUGAUUAUAUCUUCUCCUUGUUGACUGGUUACCCAGAUGAACCACCAGCGGGUGUUGUGUUACCAGAAGGUUCCAACUAUAACCCUUACUUCCCAGGUGGUGCUAUUGCUAUGGGUAGAGUUUUGUUUGAUGACUUGGUUGAAUACGAAGAUGGUACUCCGGCUACCACCUCUCAAAUGGCUAAAGAUGUCAGUACUUUCUUGAACUGGGCUUCUGAACCAGAACAUGAUGACAGAAAGAAAUGGGGUUUGAAAGCUCUUGUUGUCCUUUCUUCAUUGUACUUGUUAUCCAUCUGGGUCAAGAGAUUCAAAUGGACUCCAAUCAAGAACAGAAAAUUCAGAUUCGACCCACCAAAGAAAUAA